This is a messenger RNA of Branchiostoma floridae (Florida lancelet), 1035 nucleotides long. Its product is annotated as calphotin-like. The transcript has 5 exons. Lineage: Eukaryota; Metazoa; Chordata; Leptocardii; Amphioxiformes; Branchiostomatidae. The record is from RefSeq and is a predicted model, not a curated record. The coding region runs from base 1 to 1035 and encodes 344 amino acids.
AUGGCUCAACAGCAGGUUCCCCCAGUGGCCAUUCUCGUGGCACAUGAGAUUGUGGAGAACAGCCUGCUUCGGAACGUGAUACUGUUCCUGAUGACGGUUUUGCAGAACGCGUUCAACCUCAAUGGACAUGGUGGUGGGAAUGCAGCUCCUGGAGCUAACGGAGGAGGGAAUCUGAUUGCUGCAGCUAUGGGGAACAACGCCAAUGGCAACGCCAAUGGACACAACAAUGCUGGGAACAACGGCGGCAACAAUGGCAACAUGCCACCUGUCAUCCCCGUCCAAGCCAAUGUCCCACCCCCUGUGCCUGCCCCUGUCCAGCCCAUUGUCCAAGCCCCUGUGCCUGUCGCUGUGCCACCCCCUGUGCCUGCUGCUGUGCCACCCCCUGUGCCUGCCCCUGUGCCUGCCGCUGUGCCACCCCCUGUGCCUGCCCCUGUGCAGCCCAUUGUCCAAGCCCUUGUGCCUGCCCCUGUGCCUGCCGCUGUGCCACCCCCUGUGCCUGCCGCUGUGCCACCCCAUGUGCCUGCCGCUGUGCCACCCCAUGUGCCUGCCGCUGUGCCACCCCCUGUGCCUGCCCCUGUGCAGCCCAACGUCCAAGCCCCAGUGCCCGUCCAAGCUCCCGUGCCCGUCCAGGCUCCCGUGCCCGUCCAGGCCCCUGUGCCCGUCCAAGCUCCCGUGCCCGUCCAAGCUCCCGUGCCCGUCCAGGCCCCCGUGCCCGUCCAGGCCCCCGUCCAAGCCGUCAUCCCUGUCGCCGCCGUCCACCCUGUAAACGCUCAGCCCCAAGUCAACCCUGCACCCCACCCCGUCGCCGUUGCCCCUCAUGCGCCCUUUGUCAUCCCUGCUCCCGCUAACCCUGCCAUCCCCGUUGCCAUUGUGCCGCCCGUUGUUGCCCAGCAGCCCGCCAACGCCGCCGCCAACGCAGCCCCGGGACCCAUCCGAACUUAUACGAUUGAACGGAAUGAGAGGUGGGAAGACGCAGGGAAGGAGACAUCGCUCAGCAUCUUCCAUGAUCAACUACAGCUGAAAUGGUGGGACUGA